Messenger RNA from Lodderomyces beijingensis, 2253 nucleotides. NCBI's taxonomy places the organism in Eukaryota, Fungi, Ascomycota, Pichiomycetes, Serinales, Debaryomycetaceae. The record is from the annotation of a GenBank genome assembly.
AUGACUAAACCGAAGGAAAUCCAGCCCUGCAGCAACAACGAACGAAGAAGAUCGAUAGCCCUUCUAACAAGGUCGCCUUUGCUACUGCCGUCACCUCAUGGAAGCAGCAGCACCAGCAUAUACCAAAAUAUAAACCUGACCAAGGAGAACUCGCCACGUGGGUCCCAGAACAAUUCCUAUGUUGCCAACUCGCAGUUUUUACGAGGCACGCCGCCCUUGAUGCCACCGCCUCCUCCUCCAGCAGGUGCCACUGCUCAUACUUCUUUGCUACCGCCUCGAGACCAAUUCAACUCAUCCUCGGGGUUGAAUAAGCUCGUUGAGGAUGAGAAUUUGGCAGCGACUGAAACAUCGCCAUCUCCGCCGCUUCAGCUUGUCGAACGAGCCGAUUUGAACAAUGGACUAGAUGAUCCGCGGGUCAUUGAACGGGUCUCCAAGCACUUGCCUUCGGAUUUCGAAAGUUUGGACCAGGAAGGUGCCGACAUCACGAGGGACUUGUACAAGAUCCAGCAUGAUGUCACUGAAAAACUGAAGUUGAGAAGAAACAAGAGUUUUGAUAGUAUAGCUGAAAGUGUUGCCCUGGGGAAACUGAGGGCUAGUUCAUUUAAUGUCCCUGGUGGGUUCCGCAGAGAAUAUUUGAUUCAUCAGCAUGAAUCUCAACAGCAACAACAACAGCAACAACAACAACAACAGCAACAACAACAACAACAGCAACAACAACAACAACAACAACAACAACAGCAACUGAAGCAACAUAACCUGAGUUUGGUAGGUGUAGACGAAUAUUUCAAUGGGAAAUUGGCAGAUGAGGAUUCGUAUCGAUCCAACAACUCAAAUCCAACAUCGCAUCCCGUGCCAAACUUCUUGACCAAGAACUUUAUCGAGUUUUUAAGCAUUUACGGCCAUUUCGCAGGUGAAGAUCUAGAGGAUGAUGACAACAUUUUCAACCACUAUAAGCAUUUGUUGCCAAUCGAGUCCGACGAAGAAACACCUUUAUUUGCAAACGAGCGAAACUACAACCCCAAGGGCACCGCUACUGACCGCAAGGCCUAUUUCCUCUUGUUGAAAGCAUUUGUCGGAACAGGAGUCUUGUUCUUGCCCAAGGCGUUCGCCAAUGGUGGACUAAUUUUUUCUAUCGGCACAUUAUUAUUCUUUGCUGUGUUGUCCUGGUGGUGCUACUUGAUCUUGGUUUAUGCCAAAUUAAGCGUCAAGGUCUCGGGUUUUGCCGAAAUUGGCUUGAAAUUGUAUGGCCCGUGGCUCCAGAAGUUGAUUUUGUUUUCCAUCGUGAUAUCCCAGAUUGGGUUUGUUGCUGCAUACAUUGUAUUUACCUCGGAAAACCUCCGUGCUUUCUUGAUUAAUAUUUUGCCCAAUACGUGGCAAGAUCCUUCAGACGUGAGCAUGUGCUGGUUUAUUGCCUUUCAAGUCUUGCUAAUUAUUCCCAUGAGUCUAGUCCGUGAUAUAACCAAGUUGAGCAUUGUUGCUGUAUUGGCAAAUUUUUUCAUCCUCACGGGGCUAGUCACGAUUCUUUAUUUCAUCUUUUACGAGUGGCUCGUGUUGAACCACGGCAAUUUUGGUCAAAAUGUCAAAGUAUGGUUUAACCAAUCUCAAUUUUCAUUGUUUAUUGGAAUCGCCAUCUUUGCAUUUGAAGGGAUCGGAUUGAUCAUCCCGAUCCAGGAGUCCAUGAUCCACCCUUUGAAUUUCCCCAAAGUGUUGGCCCAAGUGAUCAGCACCAUAGCUGUAAUUUUCAUCGUUAUCGGCACGUUAGGAUACUCGACAUUUGGCGAUAAGAUCAAAACGGUGAUAUUGUUGAAUCUCCCGCAGGACUCGCCCAUGGUCAUCAUAACGCAAUUGCUCUACUCGCUAGCAAUUUUGUUGUCUACACCGCUUCAAUUGUUUCCCGCAAUAAGAUUGAUUGAAUCAAAACUAUUCCACAUUCGAAGCGGUAAACUUUCACUUGGUGUCAAGUGGCUCAAGAAUUUAUUUAGAGCUGCAUUCGUCAUAUUCACUGCAUACAUUGCAUACAUUGGGGGCCAGAAUCUAGACAAGUUUGUUUCCUUUGUGGGUUGCUUUGCUUGUAUUCCAUUAGUUUACAUGUACCCUCCCAUGCUCCAUUACCGAAGCUGUUGCAAAAUCACCUACGGAAUGUCCGAAGAGGAAAAGAGGCAAAGAAUAUGGUUGGGAAGGUUGGAUUUUCUUUUGGUCCUAAUUGGAGGAGUCGCCAUGGUCUACACCACUUAUCAAAUCGUAGCUACUUGA